Penicillium pulvis is the source of this 738-nucleotide messenger RNA. RefSeq lists its product as uncharacterized. The transcript has 2 exons. The record is from RefSeq and is a predicted model, not a curated record. Lineage: Eukaryota; Fungi; Ascomycota; Eurotiomycetes; Eurotiales; Aspergillaceae. The coding region runs from base 1 to 738 and encodes 245 amino acids.
AUGGCUUCAUCUAAGAACGUGGUUUUCGACAUCGUCGGUACACUCGUUAGUUACGAUAACCUUUACAAUGCAAUCGACCGCCGCCUAGGUGACCGUCUUCGCGCCGAGGGUAUCAAGCCCUGGCUUCUAGGUUCAGCGUGGAUGGAAACUGCCGAACGCGAAUACACCAAUCUCAGUAUCUCCGGAAGGUAUCUUCCAUACUCACAGGUUUUUGAGUCCCUCUUCUACCGUAUUCUUGGCAUGAUGGGUGGAAUUGAGAAUCCCCGUGCCUUUGCUUCUGCUGAGGACCUUGCAUAUAUCAUGCACGAGUAUCAGUCUCUGACUAUGCGUCCUGGUGCUGCGGAAUGCGUGCAGAAGCUACGUGAUGCUGGAUUUACCGUUUGGGCCUUGACGGCCGCGGAUCUGAAGCGUGUUGGGGGUUAUUUCCAGAAGGCUGGCAUUGAAUUUCCAGCUGAGAAUUUACUUUCUUGUGACUCGGCUGGAGUGGGGAAGCCGGAUUUGGCAGCUUAUCGGCCUUUGUUGGAGAAGUUGACUGUGGAGAAUGGGGGCAAGAUUCCGUGGUUUGCUGCAGCUCAUCUGUGGGAUGUUUCAGCUGCACGAAGAGCUGGAUUCAAGGGGGCAUUUUGUACAGUGCUUGAGCAGGAGGCGUUGACCAAUUUAUUUGGAGAGAUGGAUGUUAUUGAUGAUACUCUCCCAGGAAUGGCUGAGAAGAUUAUCGCCUAUCAGGCAGGGAAUUGA